AUGAGCUCUCAACCACCAUAUGAAUAUCCGGAAGGAUCGGAAGUCAACGGACAUCAACUCCGAGGGGGGGUUUGGUAUCCACUCGUAGCCACGAGUCCAUCUCGGGAUAUGGCUUCGGAAGGCAGUAUCCCUGCUGUGGCUUCUCCUACACCUUCUACACAAUGGAGAGCUCAAACGCCCUCAACUUACCGAAACGGUGCAACACCUUACCAAAAUGGCCGCUCUGGGGCCUCUCAAGUUACAACCCCUGCUAGGUCCGUAGCUGCCACCACUGCAUACAGUCGCGGCCAUUCUCGAUCUUCUACGGAAAGUACUCGUACGGGGGUCUUCGAGCGGAACAUCGUUUGGGAUGCCGAACGGACCGAAGAAGGUAAUUUUCGGUUGGAUAUCGACUUCGAGGCUGAACAUCUUGGUCGGCAAAAUUCGUCAAUGCUCUCCGUGUUCCCAAAUGAUCCUGAUGAUGCUGUCAGUUUCGAAUCGUGGAUGCAACAGACCAGGACCCUAGGAGGUUUCAGUCGUGCCGCAGACAGAAUGACUAUUGACGCUGCGAUCGCAACCCAACUUCGACCGGCUGCUAAUUUUGUCAACAACGUCAGCACCGCGAUCGACCAGGUCUUGCUAGACUUCUGGAGAGAAUACCGCACUCGACCAUGA
This is a messenger RNA of Kwoniella botswanensis, 654 nucleotides long. RefSeq lists its product as uncharacterized. Lineage: Eukaryota; Fungi; Basidiomycota; Tremellomycetes; Tremellales; Cryptococcaceae. Bases 1 to 654 code for a protein of 217 amino acids. The record is from RefSeq and is a predicted model, not a curated record. The transcript has a single exon.